GUUGUGGAUCAUUUAUAACCAGCGCGAGUCCCCAAUCCGUUGAUCUCAAAUUUUUUCUCAAAUCACGCAAAAUGGCUUCGUCAACAUCAGACAUCCCGUGCAUUCUGCCACGGCUUCCCCAAGAACUAACCAAUGCCAUUUCUCGGUACCUUGAAGGAAGCGACAUCAAGGCCCUGCGUGAAACAUGCUCAGCAAUGGCCAGGGCCGUACCACUCCGUGUCGACCGUGUAUUCAUAUCCGCAAAUUCCCUCAAUAUCCAAGUUUUUAAAGCGAUCGCAGACCACGACACUUAUCGCCACCAAGUUUAUGAGAUCAUCUGGGAUGACGCUCGUUUGUCUACUGGGCCGGAGCUCUGGGAAUCCAGGGUAGAAUUGGACGGGAACAAUUGGGGGCUAGAUAUGGCUGUAACUGAGAAUGGAUGUCCGAGGUGGUUUCAGAAAUAUUCCAGUACAUCAGAUGUUGAAUCGUACUACAACUACAACACGCCCGUUGCUGACAAUCAUAUGGGACUCGCAGAGUGCUGGGGCUAUUACAAGCCGUUGUUGGAAGACCAGAAGGAGGUUUUGGCAAGCAAUGCCGAUAUUGAAGCCUUCAAGUAUGGUCUGCAGCGUUUCACGAGCUUAACAAGGAUCACCAUCACACCGGCGACUCACGGGAGGCUUGGGCAACCACUAUACGGAACUCCUAUGAUCAGGUCGUUUCCUCCCGGAUUCGACUACCCAAUCCCAAAGCAAUGGCCUACCGUCCCAAUGGAUGAUCGCAGCGAUUGGUAUGAUCCCGGAGAAUGGCAUGACGAGCUUCCAUGGCAAUCUGAGGAGGGCGAUGCCCCGUAUCAGUGGUUUUACGGUCCCCACUGUACCAAUGAGAAAUACAAGGAGAAGUGGCGAGGCUACCAGCUCGUCAGCCGAGCCUUGUUAGAGUGUGAGAAUCAGGUCACAGAGCUCAAGAUUGGAGGCCAUGAGAUGAGCUCUGGGUUGAAUUGUCGCAUCUUUGAUCAAUCCUGCACCGAAUACGACCAUUUCUACACUCUACUGAGCCGCCCUGGGUUCCGAUAUCUUGAUCUCGAUCUAUUCACGAGCAUGAUCGAGCAGGAUGAUUGGAUAACAUAUGAGAGACGACUGCUCAGAGAUGCUUUAGCUCGCGCUAAAGGAAUGGAACAUAUAUCUAUACGCGCUUCCACCCAGAUUGAAAACGGAGAAUGUCUACAGCUCGAUCCAGAAGACCUCGAAAGGCCUCUGUUUCCCCUACGGGCAGUAUUUCCUAUCGACCACUGGCCGCGACUUAAACACUUCGGUAUCUCAAACUUCCUGGUAGAGCUAGAUGACUUGGUCGACGUUCUGUCCUGUUUGCCAUCUACAUUGCGCUGCGUCGAGCUAAUCAACUUGGCAUUUCGAAAUCUGGAUCACGAUUACGUCGACCUCAUUCACGAGAUGCGUGAUAAGCUUGACUGGCGUUCACGGCCCGUGGAAGAGAGACCGAAGGUGCAUAUGAUCUGUUGUGAGGAAGACAACGAUGAGUUCAUUGAGGUAGAUGGUGCGGUAUUUCAUAUCUGUACGGAGGUGGUGAGAACCUAUUUGAACUUGAGUCGAGGUGCGUAGCUAUACGAUGAGGGGGUGUUCGGAGAGAUCCGUUGGAUCCGGAUUGCUGAAGUCCGUUCUUAACUACAUUUUAUUGACAAUCUUCUGUACUUUAUCAAGGCCUCUAGACUCAGUUGGGAGCUCAGCAACUGUGGGUUUGAUGGCUAUAUAAUAAAUGUACUAUGUAGAAGUUCCCCAACCUAACCGCAUUGCGAACGCUGGCACAGCAGCCAUCAGCGCAUUCUGCCUUGGUUGAGAAAGCCAUGAUAGCCGUGACAGCCUCAAACAGCUAUGAUGCUUCUGUAGUAGUCAAAACUUUCUUCGUCAAAGCCGUAA
Fusarium verticillioides 7600 is the source of this 1913-nucleotide messenger RNA. RefSeq lists its product as hypothetical. The record is from RefSeq and is a predicted model, not a curated record. The transcript has a single exon. Lineage: Eukaryota; Fungi; Ascomycota; Sordariomycetes; Hypocreales; Nectriaceae. The coding region runs from base 72 to 1598 and encodes 508 amino acids.